Molecule: messenger RNA, 246 nt
Organism: Trifolium pratense (red clover)
Lineage: Eukaryota; Viridiplantae; Streptophyta; Magnoliopsida; Fabales; Fabaceae
Product: chemocyanin-like
Exons: 2
Coding region: 1-246 (81 amino acids)
Cellular component (GO): plasma membrane
Molecular function (GO): electron transfer activity
Source: RefSeq, a predicted model, not a curated record
AUGUUAUUGUUUCAUUCUUUGAUGAUUCAUGGAGAUACAUACAAUGUUGGUGAUGAGAAAGGUUGGACGUUUCGUGUUCAAAAUUGGCCUUCAGGAAAAUCUUUUAAGGAAGGUGACAUACUCGGAACCAAUGUUUAUGAAUCAGGAGCAGAUAAAAUUAGACUUGUUAAGGGAAUGAACUAUUUCAUAUGUGGUGUUGGUCGUCACUGCGUCCUUGGAAUGAAAAUUGCAGUAUAUGCUAAUUAA